AUGGUUCAAAACGAGCAAAACGAAGCGGUUCCAUCGACACUGACGGCUCCUAUUGCGCAGAGAGCCAAAAUGCCCGAUCAAUCCAUGAUCGAGAGCUUUCACCGUUGUGGUAUUUCAUCCUCUUGCAACAAUUGCAAGAAGAGAAACCAACCUUAUUCUCCGAUCCGCAUCGAAAUGGAGGGCGAAUCCGGUCGACCCCGUUCUCGACAACGAUUGGAAUCAUUCCAAUGCGAUGACUCGGAUGGACCUGGUUCUGCCUUUGACCCUGUUGGUGCUGCUACCACUGUGUCAGCCAGCGUGCCACCGGUGCGCAGCAGGAGCUUGGUGGUCUUUCAGCCACCAUCUUACGGAAGAAUGGUAUCCCCUUCUUCGUCCUGCCAUACGGUUGUCCACCAACCACCGGCUCCAGCAUACUACCCUAUCGAUACUACAGCCCAGACACAAGUAUGGGUACCUCGACCACCACCGGCUUCGUACGAUGGCAAUCCACAAUAG
Molecule: messenger RNA, 495 nt
Organism: Cylindrotheca closterium
Lineage: Eukaryota; Bacillariophyta; Bacillariophyceae; Bacillariales; Bacillariaceae
Source: the annotation of a GenBank genome assembly